AUGGAAUCUCUUACAUUCCGCUUAGCUCGUCUCGAUGAUUUCGAUGAAAUAGUAAAACUUUCGGAAGGAAUCUACGAAGGACACGAUUAUCUUCCGAUGAAAUUUCACGAGUGGCUUCAAAGAGACAAUUUACAUAUUGUCCUUGCCCAUUCUAAGAAGAAAUUCGUUGGUCUUUCGGCCUAUUUCGUCGUAGACGACGGUAAAACAUUUGUCCGUCGAGCUGCAAGAAUUCUUCCCGAGCUUCGUGGGCAAGGUCUUGUGAGGCCAUUAACCGAGUAUAUAAGAAAGCACGCAAGGGCCCAUUACCCUUACGUACAAAGAGAAAGAUUUACUACCAGUUUUGAACACGUUAGCUGCAUUGAGCAAACAAAACUCCUCGAGUGUGAUGUCUUGGCAUAUCAUGUUGAAAAUAGAUUCUUUACUCGCGCUGAUAUAAUUAACGAAAAUACGCCCAAGAUUGUGCCAUGCUCGAGAGAAUUCUUCUGCGAUGUCGUCUUGUCAUCUUUCGGGACGAAAGCAUUUUUCCCAAAGAACGUCAUUAUCGUCAAUUCUUGUCCUUUUGUUCCUGUACGAUCGAAUAUCGAUUACAUGCUUCAAGAGGGCGAUGACAUGUUUGUAGAAAAAUGUGACAAUGGCGUUUUUCCGAGAUCAUUCAGUUUUGGGUCUUUAUCACCGAGAGUAAAAUUUGUGCAUUGGCUUGCCUCUGUCUUCACUGACGACCCUGCACUUUUUGAAGCGCAUCUGCUUCGCCAGUUCAGAAGAGCAGGCCAAUUGAUCAAGAGUGAUUUUGUUUUCGUAUCUUUCCAAGACAAAAGUUUGACUCCUGUCGGAAGAAGACUUUUGGAAGAGAAACUCCAGUUAAAUGUUUGUGAGUAUUACUUGAACAAGACAAUGAAGCUGUAUGAAAGAGACUCUACAUCUUGA
Molecule: messenger RNA, 924 nt
Organism: Porites evermanni
Lineage: Eukaryota; Metazoa; Cnidaria; Anthozoa; Scleractinia; Poritidae
Source: the annotation of a GenBank genome assembly